CGGACGGCGAUCGACGGUGGCGCCCGCUACGCGGCGAAUAAACGCGACAAGGCCGAUCCAGUUUGGCGACAUGUUAACUACUUACGGGCUGUAUACAUUUAAACGGAUAAACAGUGACUUUUAACGUGGAAAAUGGUGUUGUGAGCCUUCUUGGUGCCGCCCGUGUUAAUCCCGCGCCCUUUGCCCGUCCCCCGGUGGCGAAAAGUAGCGGCGCCGUGCCCCCCGCGCCCUCCCAAUUCGGGAUUUUCUGGGGACAGGGUGUACCUUAUAUAGGAUAUAAUAUAUAUCUCUCUCUCUAUAUUAUCGUCGGAGUUUCACACGCGCCCGUAAUUAAUAAUAAGAAAAACGGUUAAAAAAAUUGAGCCAGGUCUAUUUUUAAAGGCGCCUUUCUGUUGUCUACCAUUAAUAUAAUAUAUUAUAUCCGUCUCUACGGUCUACGCUAUUUUCGCUAUACGGCGGGGUAAAAAUAGCCUAUGUCGCCGUGAGGCCAUUUUUUUCCCAACCAAUAAUUUUGCACAACCGGGGACUGUUUUUUCGCAUAGAUUCCCGUUCUGGAACGAAAUUUACUCCCGCAAGGACUUUAAUCGAGCGACGUUUUCAAGGAGAACCCUCGUCUUAGGACAAACACAAAUCACAUAAAACCAGCAUGGUUUCGAUAUUCAAAACACAGUGAUGGCACUGGCGAGGUGAAAGAGCGCACAAAGAGGAUCCCCGCGGGCGGAUUUCAGUACAGGGAAAACUAACCACGGUGGCUUCAGGCCCGGAGUGUGGCCCCGUGGCCGACAAGGGGGCCGAUUGUUGGCCGUGCAGGUGGUCCCCGUUGGCGGCCAUGGGCUGUUUCGGCGACCGGGACGCCGGCCAUGCCAACGAAGACAUCCGAUCCCAGAAGAGGAUCAGCGACCAGAUCAACAGGCAGUUGGCCAAAGAGAAACAGGUCUACCGGGCCACCCACAGGCUGCUCCUACUGGGCGCCGGGGAGUCCGGCAAGUCCACCAUAGUAAAACAGAUGCGGAUCCUCCACGUGGACGGGUUCAACGAGCGCGAACGCAAACAGAAAAUCGAGGAUAUCAAGAAGAAUAUCCGGGACGCGAUCAUCACCAUAACGGGGGCGAUGUCCACCCUCAGUCCGCCGGUCCAACUGGAAAAACCGGAAAAUCAGGUGCGGGUCGACUGGAUCCAGGACGUGGCCACCGGCCCGGACUUUGAUUAUCCGACCGAGUUUUACGAACACACCGAGGCUCUCUGGAAGGACAGGGGCGUCCAGAUGACGUACGAGCGAAGCAACGAAUACCAGCUAAUCGACUGCGCGAAAUACUUCCUGGACAAAGUAGACGUGAUCAAAAAACCCGAUUACACGCCCAGCGAGCAGGACAUCCUCAGAUGUCGGGUGCUCACCAGCGGCAUCUUCGAAACCCAGUUUCAGGUGGACAAAGUGAACUUCCAUAUGUUCGACGUCGGAGGGCAACGCGACGAGCGUCGCAAAUGGAUCCAGUGCUUCAACGACGUAACCGCGAUCAUUUUCGUCACCGCGUGCAGCUCCUAUAAUAUGGUUCUGCGCGAGGAUCCGACCCAGAACCGGCUCAAGGAGUCCCUCGAGCUGUUCAAGUCGAUCUGGAAUAACCGCUGGCUACGGACCAUUUCCGUCAUCUUGUUCCUGAACAAGCAGGAUCUGUUGACUGAGAAAAUCAAAGCCGGUAAAAGCAAGUUGGAAGACUACUUCGCGGAAUUCACGCGGUACCAGCCCCCCUCGGACGUGCCCAACGAGAAUAACGACGAUCCGGAAGUGAUUAGGGCCAAGUACUUUAUCCGCGACGAGUUCCUCCGCAUCAGCACAGCCUCCGGCGAGGGCAAACACUACUGCUACCCCCAUUUCACCUGCGCCGUCGACACGGAGAACAUCAAGCGGGUGUUCAACGACUGCCGCGACAUCAUCCAGCGCAUGCACCUGCGCCAAUACGAACUCUUAUAAUACCCCUGACCGACCAGGGGGGGCCAGCAGCAAAGAAAAUUAAUUAAAAACAUAAAUAAGUUUAAAUACAAAAAAAAAAUUAAAUUAACUAAAAAAUAAUAAAAUGAAAAUCGACGUGGACGGACGGACGGACGGACGGCGUUACGUCGGCGGCGGUUUAACGCGCGCUUCUUACGGGUAUUCGUACACAAAAGUCUUUACUAGUGAGGAUUCUUCAUAUAUUUCCUUCUCCCUCCUCCACUCCCUUGUUGUACAGGAUGUUUUGGGUAAUUCGUUAUGAAGGUUUUUCAGUUCAGUUUUUGUAUAUAGGAAGUUUUUCGCAUUAAAAUGGGGUCGUAACUUUAUUUUCAGCGGUCUGGAGUUUGCCUUGAACCAGCAGUACUCUUGAGUAAAUUUGUUAAUAAUUUUCGUUCUACUGCUCAGAUCAUAAUCAUUUUUGUCUUAAAAGUUUCUUUGGAGUGUUGGGCAGCUUUUAUUAAAAGAAUCACGAAAAUCCGUCGAGUAGAAGACUUUUUAUUUAAUUUUUUCUAAGUCGUGUCUAGGAAUCACUUGGGGAGGACCUCGCUCUUGAGUAAAUCGGUUGAUAACGUCACUUCUAGUACUCAGAUCGUAAUGGUGUCUACAUUAAAAGUUUCCCUGGAGUAUUCCGCAGCUUUUACUGAAAGAAUCAUUGAAAUGCGAGGAAUAGAAAGUUCUGUAUCCAAAUUUUCAGUGACUCGUGUCAGAAACUCCAAGGGCCAUAACUUCUUAAAAUAUACGCCUAACCUUCAUAAUUCUGAACUAUUCUGGAACAUCCUGUAUAACCCCUCUCACCCCCACCCCGAGGGACAUCCUGUAUAGAGAAAGAGAGAGCACUUUAGAAGAUGAUGCAAGAGCGCGUCCACUAUUCGCUAUUUAUUUUGUUUUAUCGGGGGGGAACCGCCCGCCGUCCCGAACGAAUAAUUGAUUAAUUAAAAAAAAAACAUAAUAACAAAAAAAAAACGCGAUUACUGCCAUAAUUUAAUGUACAUAAGAUGAUAUAGCCGCGCUUUUGCAUCGCCACCGGUACGACCCCCUCGGCCGCCCCCUUUUUCCUUCGCCGCCAAAAAUAUCCGUCAAUUAAGGGGGGGCGGGGGCUGAUAUAUUUGAGAGUCGCGAGGGAGAUGGGGAGGAGGAUUUCUUGACUUACGCACAUUGAAUUUUAUUGGAAAAAACCACCCUGCCAGAGCCAAUUUUCCCGUCGUCCUUGUCCGUAAUAGACUUUGAAUGGUUUCUUAGUUAGGAGGACCAGUUGAACUACUUUGGGGAAAACGGUGAACUUUUUAAUGUUGAUUUUUUUGGCACCUUAAACCGCCAAAUUUGACUUAAAAUAGUUCAAUGUUUACCCAAUUCUGGGUGAAAAAGGGUAAUUUUGUGUGACUUGAUGGUGCACAAAAGAGCCUGAAAAUUGGAGGAAAGUGUAGAUCGAAGGUUUUCGGGUCUUACAGUUUGAUUUUCAAUCGUACAAAGCUUUGAAAUAUCGGCAAUUAUGCGUUUUUAGUACAAUUUUUCAAAUUAGAUCCAUGAAUUUAUAGAAUUUUACGGAAAUUUAAAAGCAAACGUUUUUUUCCAGCUUUUACUAAAGGAAUUAAGAGAAUCCAUGGACUAGAACUUUUUUGAAUCCCUUUUUUAGUGUACUCUUGGGGAAAAUUGUUUAAUAACUUUACUUUUUGUACUCAGAUAUUAAUAUUUUUUAUUUUAAAGGUUUCUUUGGAAUAAUUCCAAGGUUUUAAUGAAAGAAUCAAGAAAAUCCAUCAAAUAGAAACUUUUUAAGCAAGUUUUUGUAAACCAUGUCUAGUUUUUACUUCAGGAGCCAGUACCCGUGGGUAAAUUGGUUAAUAACUUUGGUUCCAGUGCUCAGAUCGUAGUAAUUUUUGCUUUAAAAGCUUCCUUAGAAUAUUCGGCAGCUUUUAUUGAAAGAAUCGAGAAAAUCCAUGGUAUAGAAAAUUUUUUAUACAAAUUUUGUAAGUCAUGCUUAGUGUUUACUUGGGGGAACCAGUGCUUUUGGGGAAAAUUGUUCAAUAACUUUACUUUUUGUACUCGGAUAUUAAUAUUUUUUAUUUUAAAGGUUUCUUUGGAAUAAUUCCAAGGUUUUAAUGAAAGAAUCAAGAAAAUCCAUGGAAUAGAAACUUUUUUAUGCACGUUUUUGUAAAACGUGUUUAGUUUUUACUUCAGGAGCCAGUACCCGUGGGUAAAUUGGUUAAUAACUUUGGUUCCAAAGCUCAGAUCGUAGUAAUUUUUGCUUUAAAAGCUUCUUUGGGAUAUUCGGCAGCUUUUAUUGGAAGAAUCAAGAAAAUCUAUGGAAUAGAAAAAUUUUUAUACAAAUUUUUGUAAGUCAUGCUUAGUGUUUACUUGGGGGAACCAGUGCUUUUGGAGAAAAUUGUUCAAUAACUUUACUUUUUGUACUCAGAUAUUAAUAUUUUUUAUUUUAAAGGUUUCUUUGGAAUAAUUCCAAGGUUUUAAUGAAAGAAUCAAGAAAAUCCAUGGAAUAGAAACUUUUUUAUGCACUUUUUGAAAACCAUGUCUAGUUUUUACUUCAGAAGCCAGUACUCUUGGGUAAAUUGGUUAAUAACUUUGGUUCCAGUGCUCAGAUCGUAGUAAUUUUUGCUUUAAAAGCUUCUUUGGGAUAUUCGGCAGCUUCUAUUGAAAGAAUCAAAAAAAUCCAUGGUAUAGAAACACUUUUAUACAAAUUUUUGUAAGUCAUGCUUACUGUUUACUUGGGGGAAUCAGUGCUCUUGGAAAAAUGGCUUAAUAACUUUACUUUUUGUACUCAGAUUUUAAUAAUUUUUAUAUUAAAAGUUUCUUUGGAAUAUUUCCAAGCUUUUAAUGAAAGAAUCAAGAAAAUCCAUGGGAUAGAAACUUUUUUAUGCACUUUUUUGAAAACCAUGUCUAGUUUUUACUUCAGGAACCAGUACUCUUGGGUAAAUUAAUUAAUAACUUUGGUUCUACUGCUCAGAUCAUAUUAAUUUUUGUUUUGAAAGUUUCUAUAGAAUAUUCCCAAGCUUCUAUUGAAAGAAUCAAGAAAAUCCAUGGUAUAGAAAAUUUGUUAUUCAAGUUUUUGAAACUUAUGUCUAGAUUUUACUUCAGGAGCCAGUACUCUUGAGUAAUUUGGUUAAUAACUUUGCUUCUAGUGCUUAUAUUAUAAUAAUUUUUGUUUAAAAAGUUUCUUUGGAAUAUUCCCCAGCUUCUAAUAAAAGAACCUACAAAAACCUUUCAAUAGAAGUAUUUUUAUUCAAAAUUAGUUAAUAACUGUACUUCUAUUACUCAGAUCCUAAUAACUUUUACCUAAAAACGUUCUUCAGCUUACAAAAGAGAAAAAUAGAGCGAGUAUAUAGUAUAUAGUUGGUCCUCCUAGCAGAAAAAAACCUUCUCCCUCCGCCCCCCAAAAUCGCCAAUUUUCCCUCCUUGUUUCCUUCUAGCGCAGCCAGAGUGAGCGGACAGUGCAAUAAACGACAUUAAAAAAAAAAAGAGCGCGUCGACUUUAAUUUAAUUUCUUUCCUUUUCUUUUGUUGUGAUACGAAACGUGCAUUUUUUCCUCGAGUGUGACGUCUUUUUAAUAAUUUAAAAAAAAAAAAACGCGACGCGACGCGGUCAGAACGCGCCCGAGCGAUUGUCACUAGGGACUCAGUUUCAAAUUUUAAAUGUCUCCUUAGAUGGUAAAAAAUUAUUAUUAUUAUUAUUAUUAUGAUUAUUAUUAUUAAAAAAAAAAGAAACCAAAAUAGACCAGUGAAUUUGUGUUUUUAUAUAGUGAUAUAAAUCAUAUAGGACCUUAUCUGUGUCAGUGUACAUUUCUCCCGCCAUUUUUUCACCCGUGUGGACAUUGUGUACAUUUUUUUCGGUCGGCGUAUAAUUGUUGGCGGUCUAAAUUGCCUUUAUUCCUUGUUUUUUUUUUAUUGUUGUUUUUUUUUUUGGGUUCUGUGCCAAAAUUUUAGUAGAAAUUUCGACCGCCCCAACCACCCGACAUAUAGUGAACAAACCUGUACGUUUAUUAAUUAAAUUAUUGUAAUAAUUCAGUUUUUCGAUGAAUGAAAACCGAAGUAAAACAAAAAAAUGUCAUUAUUGUUGUUUAUAUGUAUGUUAAUUUUACAAGAAAAUGUUAACCCUGUUUUUACAUAGAGAGCAUUUUUAUAUUUAUUUUUUUUUUUUUUGUUAUAUUUAUAACUUUAUCCGGUCAGCCAGUUUUGUUAAUUAGUGCAAUUAUUAGUUAUUAUCGCCUAUUAGGAUACACACGUCGGUCUUUAUUUUUCAGCUUAGAAUAUUUUGGAAGCCCUGUAUAUUACGAUGAAUGUUUACAAUCAGACCUUUUUUAGCUCUGUGCAAUUAUUAUUAUUAUUAUUAUUUUUUUUUAAUAAAUAGGUUUUGACGUCCGUAUUUUUUUAUUUUUGUUCUUGUUUUGGUUCGUUGGGAGUACUUUGAGGAGUAGCAAACUCACUUGUCAGGCUUAUAACUUUACUUCUAAGCCUUAGAUGGGCUUGUUUAUCAUUUUAAUAGUUGCUUUAGGAUGUUCCCUGGGUUUUAUUGAAAGAAUGAAGGAAAUCCAUGCAAUAGAAUUUUUUUUAUUCAAUUUCAGGAAUCCCAUAGGUAAAUCUUAGGUAACAUGACUUAUAACUUUACUUCUACUGCUCAUGUUUUCAUGAUUUUUAUCUUAAAACGUUUUUUGAACUGUUCUUUAGCUUUCAGUGAAAGAAUCAUCAAAAUCCACGCACCGGAAGUUUUUUUAUUCAAUUUUUGGAAAGUUAUGUCUAGUGUUUGCAAGGGAAAUUGAGUCAGUUUUGGGUAACUUGGGUCAUAUGUGUUGGUCAGAUCGACUUCAUUUUUAUUUUAAAACAUUAUCUGAAUUUAUUUUUAACUUUUAUUUAAAGAAUCAAGAAAAUCCAUGGAAUAGAAACUUUUUGAUGCAAGUUUUUGUAAGUCAUGUCUAGUUUUUACUCAGAAACCCCAGUAUUCUUGGGUAAAUUGGCCCAUAUCUUCACUUCGACUGCCCAUAUUUUUAUGAUUUUUAUUUUAAACGAUUCCUUGGAUAGUUUUUUAGCUUUCAAUGAAAAAACCAUUAAAUUUCGUUGACUAGAAAACAUUUUAUUCAAUUUUUUGAAAGUUGGGUCUAGUGUACAUGAAGAAUUAACCAGUAUUCCCAGAUAACUUAGCUCAUAACUUUAUUCCUAUUGCUCAUAUUUGCAUGAUUUUUCUCUUAAAAGCUUCUUUGCCCUAUUCUUCAGCUUUUAGUAAACAAUUCAUUAAAAUCUUUGGACUAAAAAAUGGUUAUUCCAUCUUUUGAAAUUUGGGUGUAGUGUCUACUUGGACAAAUACCCAGUACUCCCAAAUACCCAGUACAGCUAUAUUUGGAUGAUUUUUCUUUUAAAAGUUUCUUUGCACUAUUCUUAGCUUUCAGUAGAUAAGUCAUUAAAAUCCUUGUACUAGAAAAUUUUUUAUUCUAUCUUUUGAAAAUUGGGUCUAGUGUCUACUUAGAAAAUUAACCAGUAUUCCUGGGCAAUUUGAUCGAUACCUUCACUCCUACUGCUCAUAUUUUCAUGAUUUUUUUUUUUAAUUCGGAGCAAUAUUCGUCAGCUUUCAGUACAAAAAUUCAUCAAAAUCCUUAAAUCAAAAAAAUUUUUAUUAAAUUUUUAAAAAAAUUUAAUCUAGGGUCUACUUGGACAAGAACCCAGUAGUCGCAGAUAACUUCGCCCAUAACUUCUUUCCUACUGCUUAUAUUUGCAUGAUUUUUCUUUUAAAAGCUUCUGUGCACUAUUCUACAUCUUUCAAUAAAAAAAAUCAUCACAAUACUUGACGCAAACAAUUAUUUAUUUAUUCCAUUUUUGAAGAAAACUUGAUUUCUAACAUGCUCAAAUAGGUUAGAAUUUUACUGUUAAAGCCCCCUAAGACAUUCUUUAACUUCUACAAAUUAUAAUAAGGCGAAAACUUAAAUAAUAUGAUGACUUUUACACUCCUCACUGUAUCCUCCUUCAACCAAAACCUAUGGCAGUCAAAACAGUUUUUUUUUUCAUAAUUGCAUUGGACUAUUGAACCACAAUCCAGCCUCCUCAAUAUGGGGGACGUUUGACUAUAAUUUAAUCUGCCCCUCUUUUCCUCCCGCCCCCUCCUCCCUUUUUAGCGUUGUUUUUGUAAAGAGUACUUAAAAGGUAGUAAAUGAAUCGCAGAAUAAAUACAAAAAUAUACGUAAGAUAACUUACUAAACUAAAAACAAAAAAAAAACCAGUGGAAAGAAAUAACUUAUGUGGAUUUGUCUUUUUUAUUAUUCGAAUUAAAUGGCGCUGUAUAGUAAAAUCUAUAAAUAUUUUCCCUAUCUCUCUCUUUUGUUAAUUUUAAGUACUGUAUUAGCUGUAGCGGCUUUUUUUAGGACAUAUUUUAAUGUGUAUUCAAGCAGCCUCGUCUAAAGUAGGGAUUUUACGUAAAGAUCCCCCGUAAAGAGGGGGUGCGUAAAAAUUAUACUUUUCCGGCUGCCGAUCUCUGAAAAACUUAAGCUCAAAUGUGGAAAACGGUUCAGCUGACGUUUAUUAUACAGUGUCGUUUAAAAUAAAAACUGUACUAAGGAAUAAAAGUGUUAUAUGGUA
Anthonomus grandis grandis is the source of this 8556-nucleotide messenger RNA. It is a transcript of the gene Galphas, whose product is annotated as guanine nucleotide-binding protein G(s) subunit alpha. The record is from RefSeq and is a predicted model, not a curated record. The coding region runs from base 830 to 1969 and encodes 379 amino acids. Gene Ontology annotation, cellular component: heterotrimeric G-protein complex. Gene Ontology annotation, molecular function: GTPase activity; GTP binding; G protein-coupled receptor binding. Lineage: Eukaryota; Metazoa; Arthropoda; Insecta; Coleoptera; Curculionidae. The transcript is spliced from 9 exons. Gene Ontology annotation, biological process: sensory perception of chemical stimulus; adenylate cyclase-activating dopamine receptor signaling pathway.